AUGGCUAAUACAUUCUUUGUUGUUCUUCCUAGCAAUGUUAGUGAUUACCCAGAUAAUAAACCCAAUAAAUAUCGAGUGCAUCUUCCGAAACCAAUAGAGUUUCAAGGUGGAAACUGGGUAUGUGGACUCUACAGUAUCCAAUACCCACAAUCAUGGGCUGCAACUAUUGGCACCGACAUUAAACAAUGGAUCGAAAUUAAUUACAAAAAUAAGAAACCGCAUAGAAUUGGAAUCCCCAAAACAACACAGCUAACACCCAACGGACUCAGCUUCUUUUUAAAACUUGUAUUAUCCAAUAAAGAGAAACCUAGGAAAAGACGCGAUGUAUCAAUCGAUACUUUGGAGGAUGAAGUUAUCAUUGACCCAGAAAUUAAUUUAGUAGUGGAGCCAGCUAAGAAACGAAGAAAGAGAGAGGCAGAUAAAGUAGAUACUGUGCCAUUAUGGGAUGAUACACAUAAGGGAGAAUUACAGCAAGAACUUGAUCACCUACAUUCCCUUUCAGAAGGUAAAAAGAAGGAAAUUCGUCUCUUAACAGAGGAAGCUAAUAAGAGGGAUAGGCGUGAUGAUGGACUAAUAGCAAACCAGUUUUUGGAACAACACCCAGAUGAUUAUCACGAGGAAGUAAUAAAGAUGGAAAUAAAUAUAAUAGUAAGAUACAUUGAACUAGAAGACAAAAUUAGAGAAAGCAGGGAAGAGGGUGUUAAGAAUGCUCGAUCUGGUGAUGAGAUUCAGAGGUUUAUUAAUUCAAUAAAACGUAUGCGUAAGAAUUUGGAAGCAUUGGAAUCUGCUAUUAUUGAAAGAGACUUGCAAAUUACUAGAGAUGAAUUUCAUCAGCAAAAUUCAAAUACACACUCAGAAUUUGUCCAGAAAUUUUUCGAGGACCACCCUGUAGAUCAUUGGACAGCGUUAAAGAAAAAUUUAGGUGAUCUACAGGAAUUACAUAGACAAAUUCGAGAAAAACGAGAUGCCCAUUCACAAGAACAAAAUGAGGAAGAAAAGAAUAAACUAGGGAAGGAGAUUGACAAUUUAAGUAAAUUGGCUUCCUACAGAAGAAAUAGAUUUACAGCAAUACACCAUGCUGCCUACAAGAAAUGGAAAAAUUUUGAGCUGCCAAUUCCCCCAACUAGAAAUGAAAUUAAGGAGAUGCAAAAAAUUGAAGAGAGAACUCAUCCGGAAUAUUUGGAAGAUGCACUAAAGACAGAUGAUCAAGGUAAACCAGUACCAAUUCCUGCUCCCGUAAUUACGGAUGAAAUGGUUGAGGUUGUCAAGGACAGACAUGGUUAUGAGCAGGGCAAGGCCAGAGAGGUAGAGGAAAAUGAAAGAAAAGAUAGAGAACUGAAAGAAAGCAAGGAACAAUUAAAGCAUGCAAGAAGAUUAGAUAAAUAUGGAGAGCCUAUACCCCUUGAGCAGCCAAUAGAUGAAGAGCAAGAUACAGUACCUGAUGAGGAAAGUUUCGAAGAAGAAGAAGAAAGGUGGGAGGAGAAAAGUAGGGAAAGCCCAGUUUUAGAUUUGGAUUCCUCAGAAGAGAUUAUACCAACUGAAGAGAUAUUUAAGGAGCAAAAGGAGAAAAAUACUGACGAUCUGAUAAAUGAGAAAACAGUUACUUUGAUUGAAGAAAAGGAAUCUAAAGCAAAAGAUUUAUAUUCUGACAUUGAAUUUGAAUAUUUGGACAGUAUUGAUCGUUUUCGGGUAAUUUUUAAUGAUCCUGAGAUUCGAAAUAUUGUUAUCUCUUCACAACUAUGCUAUGUUCUCGGUUUCCCCAUGGGACCAUUGGUAAAUGGACAAAUUAGAAAAUAUGGAAUUGCUCAAAGGAGGGUUUACAAGCUUUGCUGUAUAUUCAAAGGGGUUAACUAA
This is a messenger RNA of Meloidogyne enterolobii, 1854 nucleotides long. NCBI's taxonomy places the organism in Eukaryota, Metazoa, Nematoda, Chromadorea, Rhabditida, Meloidogynidae. The record is from the annotation of a GenBank genome assembly.